CAACCAUUUUGUCGAAAACAUUUCGGGCCGGUCGGAUGAAAAUGGAAAAAUAGCAAAAACACACAUCGAUGUUUUGAAACAGCAUUUCGGUGUUUGCGGACGGACCUGGAUAUUUUAGGAAACGGUGUUUACGGCAAAAAUUCGGAAAUUUUUGUUGAAAUUUCGGGCCGGUCGGAUGGAAAAAUAGUGAAAAUCGAUGUUUUAAAAACAGUCAUUUCGAUCGGUGUUUGCGGACGGACCUUGGAAACGGUGUUUUACGGAUGUUUUUCGUCAACGGGCGCGUGUGUGAGCGUGUGUGGCCAAAGGAGAAAUUGUAAAAAACCGGUUCCCGCACUUCUUGCAAUUGCUGCGCCUGCAUUUUCCCAAAAAUCCAACACAAAAAUAAUACAAAUAGGAAGAGUAAUAAAAAUAAAGGAAAGAGGAGAAGGAAGUAAAUAAAAUCGAGAAUCGCUUGCUACAUCGUCCGAAUUUGGCUUGUGUUUCUUCCGUUUGCGUCUUUGGUUCUCCCCGUUUGUUGUUGCCCCGUUUCGUUUAUUACUUUUUUUUGUUGGCUUCGAUUGGAAGGAUAAACCAUUUUCUGCGGGAACAAAGCCUCCCGAUCGCUGCAUUUUUUUUCCUGUGCCCAAAACGAGGGAAAUUCGCCGAGAAAAAAGUGAGCCAGUGCACAAGAAUAAAGGCAAAGCGAAGAAUCAAAGCUACGAAUUAAGAGUCAGUGCCAAAACCGAGGAAAGUAAAGUGAGAAAUACGAGAAACAAAACAAAAGUUGCAAAGUUUACCGAAAAAAUUCCUGCCGAACACAAAAUACGAGAAAGCGCAAAAAGCGAGGAGGAAAAAAAGCAUAACUUUUGGGUAACUUUGGCAACUUGGGGCGGCGCAUCUGUUGGAUGCAGGGCAUAAUAAAGUCCAGCUACGGACUUUGGACCAGGUGGAAAAACAAAGGUAGCAGUAGCAGCGGCAAGCCGGAGUAAUUGAACGAAGAACAACAACUGGGAGAGCAUAAAACAUAAACAGACAGCUGACCAGAAGAACGCGAAACAAUGGGCACCUUGAGACCUUGUCUAGACGAAAGAGUCUGAAAGAGUCUAGGGACUGGACUUGGCUUGGACUUUGUUGUAUAUUUCAAAACUUUCAUGGAUCAAGUCACAAAAUUCGCCAAGCUAAAUUAAAAAAACAACAAAAUCAAAGGAAGUUGCAAAUGCCAGGCAAAGGUUCGUUAAAAAUAAGGAAAUCCUUUACCUCCUCUUCAUACUCUCCACAAAAAAAUUCUCUCGGAACUAAGUUUUACAAGUUAAAGCCAACUUCUGGGAAUUGGAAACGUUAAAGGAAAACACCCGCACUUAAAGUGGGGUCUGAGAUUAGGAGCUUGCCGGAGGAGUUGAAAAGCUUAAUUGGAAAAUAUCUACAAAAAUUAAGAUGAUGUCCGACUCCGAGUCCUGCGGCUGCUAAGUCCCCAGACCAGACUUGUUCUAUUCGUCGAGGGUAUCGCCUGCCGAGGAGUAGGAAUCUCGCCCCAGGAGAGAGAGUGAAUCUCGCUUGCAUUCACACCAUGUAUCCGGCCAGCGGCAGUGGAGGAGGUAGUGCAGCCACGGCUGCCAAGUUCCAGAAUCGCUGCGGAUCGCCGCAGUUUGCCAACGAGUAUCCGCAUCCACAUCCGCACCAGCAUCCGCAUUCGCAUCAGCACCAAACGCAGACCACGGCGGUGGCAGUGCACAGUGCUCCGUCGGGAGGAGGAGUGCCCAGCAGCAGUGGUGGCGGCGGCGGCGGUGGCUCCAUGUCGAUGCGACAUGGCCAGCGAAUGGUGGCCUCGCACCAGCAUCCCGGCAACCAGAUGUCCCUGAAUCAUGGCCACGGGCCACUGGGUCACAGCCAUGGCAUGGGCCAUGGCCAUGGCCAUGCGGCAGCCACCUUGGGGCAUCCGCAUCCGCAUCAGCACAGCGGCAGCAGCAGCAGUGGCAACAGCAAUAGCCACAGCCACAGCCACAUCGGUUCGCAUCUGAUCUUCCCCGACGACAUGGACAGCAUUGAGUUCUGCAUGCCGGCGCCGCCCUCGUCCUCAUCCUCCUCCUCGCAACAGAAUGGCAUGGGGAUUGGGAUCGGGCUAGGGAUGGGCGAUCAGCUGCUCAUGGGCAGCAAUCACGGCGAGGCGUUCACGGAGCGCCGUCGAAGGGGUCACAGUCGGCGGAGCAAUCACAAGAUGGAUGUGGAGCAGCAGGUGAAAUGGUCCCGCAAAAAUAUUGCCGCCACCAUGGAACGCUUUGAACCGACACCCAACACCCAGUCCUCGUCGUCCACCUCGUCACUGGACUACGGAUUCGCUGCCGGCGUUAUGACGCCCAGCAGCAGCAGUGCCACGCCCUCGCAUGGCGGUGGUGCCUCCAAUCCUUCGCUGCAUGUGGCCUUCAAUGGCGGGGGCAGUUCAGCGAGUGGCGGCGGCGGCGGCGGUGCCGUUGGUGGCUCUAACUCUGGUGGUGCCAGUGGCUCGGGGGCAGCUGCUCCGUCGGCGCCAUUUAACCAUGUCUACUCGUAUGCCUACUAUGAACCAGGCGCCGCCAAAUGCCACACAAAUGUGCCCGCCCAGGGAUCGGGAUCUAGCUCAGGUUCCGGUUCCGGUUCGGGUUCCGUUUCCGCCUCCGGUUCGGGUUCGGGAUCAGGCCAGGCCCAGGGCCACUCAAAGAGUCCGCCCCGAAACUCCAUACGCGCCCUGCUGGCCAAGAGCUUCCGCUCGAAGAGCAGCUCCACCCACGGCGGCCAGUCCACCUCCAGUUCGCCCAGCGCCGAGGAGCGGGACCGUCACACAUACACCACGCGCUACGGGACCACCGAGAAUCUGUACGAGGAGGUUAGCGAGCAGAAGAUCCGCAAGGUGCUCUCGGACAACCGAAUUGCCAGCGGCUCCAGUGCGGGCAACGUUAAGGAGGAGCAGCGACGCGUCCAGCACAAUCAUUUCCGGGUGCUGGACGAGCUGAAUCUCUCGCUGGAGGCGUUAAUUAUGCCGCCCACGCCGCCGGAUGUGAGUCCCAGCCAUGUCCUAGGCGAGGAUGAGCCAAGCAACACGGCAUCUAAUCUGGUAACUGGCUCUGGUGGCUCUGGAGCGGUGGGCGGCGGAUCUGCAGCAUCUCAGAUGGUAGCAGCGGCGGCGGCGGCGUCAGCGUCGUCGGGAACCUCGAAAACAGCCCAGAGGCCCAGGCGCGGCGGUCUUCUUGGCGGAGCAGCCAACUCUGGCAAUUCGCACACCUCCAGCUCCGCCUCGCAUGCCAGCCUGGAGAAUCUGUCGAGCACGCUGAACAGCAUGGAGCUGAAGGAUCAUGGCCACAGCAGCUGCAUCAAUCCGGAGUUCGAUGAGGGCGACCUGGACUCCGGCUUCAGUGGCAGCGGCAGCAGCAGCGGGGCCAGUUACAACGAGAGCCUGCGCUACUACAAGUCGGCCACGCCCACUGGCCACCAGAUGCACCAUCACCAGAUGCAAAUGCAUCAGCAUCAGCAUCAGAUGCAGCUCCAUCAGCAUCACCAGAUGCAGGCCGGUCACCACAACAACAACAAUAACAACAACAACAACACGUUGCCCCACAAUCUGCGCAGCUGCCGCUCCUCAACGGCCUCGGGCACCUCGACCUCCAAGAGCAGCAUGGCCAGCUGUGGCGAGGAUCAGGGCAUUGGCAUGACCUUGGCCGUGGGCAGUGCCCAGGAUGGCAAUGGUUCCCUGUCACCCUUUAGCUAUCCGCGACGCUGUUCGGCGGACCAGCAGCGAGCCUCUGGCAGAUCAAUGACCUCCGGCGGAGUUGGAGUAGGAGGCGGCAGCGGUGUAGGUGCUGCCGGAACAUGCAUGCCGAUGGGCAACAUGGUCAUGAGUGGCGGCAAUGGCAUGGCCAUGGGCAUGGGCAUGAGCAUGAGCAGUAGCAGUAAUGUGGCCCUUUCCACGGGAGCGAAACCCAAGAAGAACUUUUGGACCAUGAAACCGUGAUGCUACAAAAAGGCGCUGCGUCACAUUUGCAAGAAAUGGACUAUUGUUAUGGAAUACAAUACAAAGACUGCCUCAUGCCAUGCCAUCCACUAUUACCACCAACCCAAUAGCAGCAGCAGCUAUAGUAGCUAUAGUAGUCGUCGUCAUUAUCAGCAUCAGCAG
Messenger RNA from Drosophila kikkawai, 4123 nucleotides. NCBI's taxonomy places the organism in Eukaryota, Metazoa, Arthropoda, Insecta, Diptera, Drosophilidae. The record is from RefSeq and is a predicted model, not a curated record.